GGAUUUGAAAUACGUAGAAUACCAGUUAAAGCUCUCAUUAUAUUUUCACAAAUUAUCAAACUGAGUUUAUAAGAUUUCAAAUUAUAACAUUUAAAAACAUUUUAAUUUGAUCGAAUUCAAUUUAAGUGAUAGAUACUUAAUAAAAUUGAAUUCUCUAAUUGAAAACAAACAUUUUACAAUACUUCUUGACAAUAUGUUUUUUUCAUUAACUAGCAAUAUUAACUCAACAUUUCCAUAAUAUAAGUAAUGUGUUAUUUUUUAAUUAGGAAUAAAUUCAAACGAUCGAAUUUUUUGAAAUAAUAGGACCCGUUGAUUAGUAUUUCCAAUUGCAAUGACUCACAUACCAUGAUAAUGCCUCCAAUUUCGAUAUAAGUCGUUGAUUUGAUUUUCUUAACACUAUUUUCAUUCAGACAGUCAUUUUUAUAGCCGCCAAACAUUUUUAUUCUACAGAGGUUGCCUCAUACGAAUGUCAGUUUUCAUAUGUGAAAACUUCUACGCCUUAAUUUAAACAUUAAGUUGGAAUUUCUGGAACCGUUGAUGAUAUUCAUAUUGAAUGUUCACGCUACACCAACACUCACAAUUACACUGACGCACGUUUCGAUAACCAAGUUAUCGUCUUCAGAGACUGAAGGUAAACUGUUUACCUUAAGUGUUGGUGUAAUGGUAAUGUAAACAAUGUAUUCAGUAUUUUGUAACUUGCUAAGACAAAUCUCUAAUUCUAAGAAGAGUACAAUUGCUUUACUUCCUUUCAAUCUCUCUCUUUGUUUAUUGUCGCACUACGUUUUUAUAAUGAAUAGUUUAGGGUACCAUAAAUAUGAAAUUCUUGCGUUGUCAAGACUUUAUUGGAAACAUGAGUUUGAAGCAGCCGCGGCAGCAAAAGGAAAACGUGAAAUUGAAGGUGAAGACACAGUUAAUGAGCGGGUUAAUAGCAGGUCUUUGGUUUAAUCGUUUUAAUAUUGGAAAUCUGAAGUUUACAGAUAUUGAUUAGCACUCCUUUGGACCUUCUAAAGAUACCAUACAUCGCUGUACUACAACAAAAUUAGAUAAGAUCUAUAACAGUUGUUGAAUAGUCCUUUUGUUGUUCUGCUGAAAGAUGAUUAUUCGAUUAGUCGCAUUGUUAUUUGCAAUGAAUUAUUAUAAUUUGAGAAGGUUCAUUAGGCAAGCUGAAAUGGUUAAAAAAUCAUAAUUUCGUCAAUUUGGCUAUGGGAAUCUUUCAGUGGUUACUUCGCAACUGCACAGCAAAUAACAAUUACAAGAAAAAAUCAAAAAAAAAAUAUAUUCUAGGCAACUUAAAUUUUUCUUUAUCUUCAAAUAUUAUUAUUUUUAGAAUUCCCAAAAAAUAUUCUUUGGGCAAUCUGAAAUUUAUGAGACGUAUUUAUUAAGUUACAUACCUACAAAUUACCAGACCAUAUCACCAGUUCUAAAUAAUUGCCAGAAGUUAAACGAAAUGACCGCUUACUCGCUAAAAGACUCCCAGGACAGGAUUCGCCAAUGGAGGCUUAGUUUGCUUCGAAAUAAUUCCAUAUCGCCGAAUUAUAAAUGCCGAGAUAUAUAGUGGAGAGCUGAGGCAAUUAUAUGAGGCUACUCUCCCUGAGAAAUAUUGUGACAUACAGAAGACAAUGCUGAACCAAGUUUCGCGGAAUAGGAACAAAGAACUUGGUGAUAUAGAUUUCCUACUGCAUCCAGCAUUUAGUCCGGAUCUUGCAUCAUAACAUUAAUAUUUGUUUAUUCAUAUCAAUGGCGAAAUUUUUGUGUGGGGAAAGCAUUUGAAGCCAGAGAAAAUGUAGUGCGACAAUUUUUUUGCAUCCGAACCCAAAGAAUGGUUUCACCGAAUCUAUGAAAAGUUGAAAUUACUUAUUUCAAUCAAGCAAAUGCUCAUAAUAUUAUCCAUCCAUAAGUUUUUUAAAAUAUACUGAACGCGAUCGGAACUCUCAAUAGAAGAAAUCCGAAGUUACCGUUGAAAAUGUUCGAUACUAUCUAUUCUUGAGAAUAUGUCUACGAAAUAUUCCAGAAAAAAGAUAAGCGCACUAUCUUGUUCAAUCAGAACACCUCUAUGCUGAAAUUAAUAUGUAACCAAGGGUACAAGCUAUUUUUCAUAGUAAUUAGGGUAUAAAAAUUAUCCAAUUUUAUUUCUAUUCGAAUUUCUUUGGAAUUUGUGAGGAAUAUAAAUCUGAAAUUUGUCAAACAUCAUAUAAAAGUAGUAAUCAAAAUAACAAUGUUACUAUUAAUCAAACUCAAAGAGCUACACAUUAUUGUUAAUAUAAAAAAUCCCCCCAAGUCAUGGAACUAUUGAAUUCAUUCCAAAUUGCAGACUCGUAUCGUAUAAUUUUUAAAACGACAAAGGCCUGAAACUGAAAGCAAUAAAAUAGAAGUUGGAAAACAAUAUAAUUCCUCGCGAAAUUACUUUCGAAAGUAAAUAAGAAAGUACAGAGUUCAAGUCUGUGUUUAUGUGUUCCUAGACAUCGUUUGAAAUCGCAAAAUGGCAUUUGCUGCAGCUAGAAUGAUCCUUAAGGAUAAGAGGAGGAAGCCGUCUAAAGAAGAAUAUGUACCAAUUAGGAAUAGAAGCAAGGCGCGAAGUGGAAGCGCUAGUAGCUAUAGAAGUCUAAGUCAGGCCCGAAAUAAACCCGCCGACGGUAGUGGUCAUAUUGCACAAAAACAAGCUGGUCAAAGAACCCCGACGCACGGACCUAAAAACACCGGGCCUAAAACACCUUGCAAACCUGGUCAAAAACCAGUGGUGGCACAGAAAGGACAACCCAUCAAACAAGCACCAGCUAAAGUCGCAGCAGCAGCUGUUACAAAAACUACAAAGAAAACUAAAAAAGGGAAACACCACCAACACGAUUUAAUAGUUACUAUUAAUUUGACAGAGUAUGGUCUAUCAGAAGACCAAGUGGCCGAAUUCAAAGAAGCGUUCAUGUUGUUCGACAAGGACGAAGAUGGGACAAUCACCGUGGCUGAGUUGGGAGUAGUAAUGAGAUCUUUAGGACAGCGACCGACUGAAACCGAAUUACGAGAUAUGGUAAACGAAGUGGACCAAGAUGGUAACGGUACCAUAGAAUUUAACGAGUUUUUGCAGAUGAUGUCUAAGAAGAUGAAGGAUGCUGACGGAGAGGAAGAAUUAAAAGAAGCAUUCAGGGUAUUCGAUAAAAAUAAUGAUGGAUUGAUAUCAUCAAAUGAACUGCGUCAUGUCAUGACAAGCCUAGGUGAAAGACUGUCUGAAGAAGAAGUCGAUGACAUGAUCAAAGAAGCUGAUCUUGACGGAGACGGUCAAGUUAAUUACGAAGAAUUCGUUACUAUCCUCACAUCAAAGAAAUAAAGAAAGACUGCAAGAAAAUGGUCCAAUUUUUUUUACAAGAUGAUAUUCCAUGAUGUCACUAUUGAUAAUGGAAGAAGUCUUCAAAUCUCUUCUUAUGUACUCAUAUUAUAGUAUAGCACAGCUUUAGAUCUUAUCAAUCUGCGUUUUAGAGAGGUAUAGCUAACCUUACAUUAAAGAACUGAUACUAUCUGCUGAAGAUUACAUGCAGUGUUAAUUUUAAGUAAGAAAUGAUUAAAAUUAAAAACGCCCACGCCAAAUGUCCACUUUUAAUAUUUCUCAAUAUACAUUGUCAAAGAUUUGUAGUUUAAAUAUACUCUAAUACAUAGAAACACCCUCUAAUAAUAAUUUUAUUUCAUUAAUCGUAAGAGGGGAAUUUAAGAUUUCAAGCAUUAGCUUCUAUUCGAAGCUCCACGAUUUCUUCCACAUUCCUUAACGAAUCUGGUGAUUGAUAUUUUUCUGAGGAAUCUCAUUCUAUGUCACUUCUGUCUCAUAUCCAUCAGAGCCAUCGGUGUUUUAUGAAGAUACUGUGAAAAUGGUUAUGAUUAUGUAUCACACAUGAGGCUGGAUAAAAAUUUUGGUGACCAAGGUUGAAAGUGAAUUUGAACUUGGUGUAGUAGCUCAAGGCUUUUCUGGUUAUAUUUGGUAUCUCAUUGAAAUGUUUGAUAUUGAAGUAUCCAGAUGCUAAAAAAAGUAGAAGGUGACGUUGGACUCGUCUGCUUUUUUCCUUCGAUCCACCAUCAUGCAUGUCUGACGAUCAUCCUUUUCUGAUUUCACGCUAGUGUUUUUUUCUUCGAUGCUCGAUGAGUUAGAGGUAAUAACAAUUGAUGUAGCGUGUUAUCAAUAGCUGGCAAACAUGAUGUGAAAAAUUCAGAUUGUUCAACAGCCUGAUGACGCAGAAAUUCCAAAAUAUGUCUUUUUGUCUCCAUAGCUUAUACAAAAAAUCACUACUUCCAUUUGUUAUAUUUCUAGUUCAAAUACAGAUGGUUCACAUUUUGUGUCAAGUUAAGUUCCAAAUACAUGUUGACGUAGAAAAUUCAUAUAGUCUUGCACAUAUUGACUCCCGUAUCUCGUACAACAUCUAAUUGUUAUGUCUUCUCUCAAAAAAAUAGACAAAACCGAUGACACUGUAAUAUAUAUUUUGACUAAUCUUCAGCUUAAUCCACAUACUUUAAAACUACUUCUUGCACAAAAAUUUUGUAAAGUAAUGAGCUCAAUACAAAAAUAUUACAUUGUUGAUUUUGUAACGAUGGCAUGGCAAAUCUGCAUUUAUUGUUGUUUUAGAUCCAUAAGUUGUAGAGAACAAUGGCUAACAAAGAACAACAUAUUUUUUUGUCAAAAAUCGAUUUUACUCAUCAAUGUAAUCUCCUUCAAGAGCAAUACAAUCAUUCCAACGCUUCCCUAACUUCUCGAUGCCGUGCUUGUAGAAGAGUUUAUCUUUUGCCUCAAAAUAGGCUUCAGUUCUAGCGAUUGCUUCUUCAUUUGAGCAAAUUUUUUUACCAGCGAGCAUUUUUUAGAGAUCAGAGAAUAGCCAGUAGUCACUGGAGGCUAGAUCUGGAUUAUAUGGUGAAUUAGGAAGCAAUUCUAACUAUUAUUCGUUCAAUUUAACCAUCGACUUAUGAAUCGGUGCAUUGUCCUGGUGAAACAGUGAUUUUUCCUUCAACAUAUGAGGCCGUUUUUCCUUGAUUUUUGCAUUCAAUCGAUCCAAAAACUCUAUGUAGUAUUCGCUAUUGAUUGUCUCUCCCUUUUGAACAUAGUCAAUGAACAAUAUUCCAUGCGCAUCCCAAAAUACUGAAGCCAUAACCUUCCCACCUAACUGUUGUGCAUUUGGACGCUUCGGACGUGGUUCACUGGCUGCAGUUCACUGAGAUGAUGAUCGUUUUGAUUCAGGAGGGAAGUGAUGGAUCCAUGUUUCAUCUAUUGUCAUAUAUCGAUGAAAAAAGUAAACAAGGUCAAACACUGCUAUGAAUCAUCAACACGUUGUGGUUUUUGGUCGACUGUGACGCGUCACCCACUUUGAAAAAAGCUUUCUCAUUGUCAAAUAUUCAUGCAUAAUUGUAAAUAUACUGCCUUCUGAUAUCUUUCGGCCUCAGAUAUCUCAGGCAAUUUCAAUUUACGAUUAGAUGUAACCAAUUUGUGGAUUUUUUUAUGGAGUUAAAACCUCAAAUGGACCACCAGAAGGUUCACCAUCAUCAGCGUCAGUACGACCACUCUUAAAAUCAGUUUUUUUCGAUGGAGCAUAGCCCAGGUAAAACUUUUAAAGCUAUUGCUAAGCUUAUACAUUUUUUUUAUUAUUUCAUCAAGGAACAAUGAUAAAUUAACACACGAAAUUGUUUUGAAUUCAUUGAUUUUAAAAUUACAAAAGUAGCUUUACGACUAAUCUAAAUGUCGUUUUACACUUUUGAAAGUUGGUACUUAAACGUCUCAUGGGUUUGACCAUGACAACACCAUCUGAGUGUCAAUCACACGACUUAUUGAGUGAUGUUAUAUUUUUUCUCCAAAAUAUUUCUCCAAAAUUACUUGGACAUAUUCCCUUAAAUAACAGACAAACAAUGUGGUGUCAGCAAGACACCACAACACAAAUUUCUUUUGUGGUGUUUAUUGAAGGUAUAGUUUAUAUCACAUCCCCGACUGUUUUAAAAAAUUGGGAGAAUAAAACUAGACAGGGUUGUCAGACCGUAAUAUCCGAAAAUAUUGGAGAAACAAAUAUAAGAAUCCUUCUCACUGGUAUUGAACAUCUUAAACUUUUCAAUUGCCCACAUUAUUAUUAAUGUAAUGAUGACAGGUGUCGUUUCGUUGAAUCUAUUUUAGAAAAAAAUGUCAAAUCAUCUAAUCACGUAGCUAGAAAUUAUAGGGAAAACGGGAGACAUCCUACAAAUAUUAUAAAUGUGACUGUAAGUUUUCACGCGAAAACUACUUAAUCUAUCAACAAGGAAGGAAUUUUGUACACAAAUCCUUGGAUGUAUAAGAAAUAACGCCAUCUAGAAUUCCAGUAAUGAAGUUCCAACCCUGAGUACUGUAAUGCCGUUGCAGUGUAUUACCGACGUUCACAUCAAUAUCCAAUCCAAUUGACUUUAGUUUCAGCUGUUUGGAAUUUUUCUAUAUUUAUUGUUAUUUUUUUUUCUAUCAUUAUAUAUUCAGUAUAAAACUUUUUGAAUUUUUGAGGUUAGGUGUCAUUUUUAUGGCAAGAUGCUAUUCAUUAUGAUUCCAAUUAUUCACAGUCUGUUCAAAAGAGUUCAAGUUCAAGUUUAGCUUUGCUGUUACUAUAAACAAAGCACAAAGGAAGUUAUUACAGGUAGCGGUAGUGCAUUUAGAAUAACCAUGCUUCUCUCAUAGUCAAAUAUAUGUAAUCCGUUCGCUUGUGUUUAAUGCCCGGAAUUCACAUAACCAAAGUGGGGCUACUUUGCACAAAAUGUUUUUUUUUUAAUAUCUAUGGUUCUGCAAGGAAUUAUAAAGCCCGCUUUAACUAUAUGAAAAUUUGAUACUUUGGCUACUUAGUUUUGUAAUUAGAUAGCAUAAAAAAAAUAAAAACCAAAUUUUUUAAAAGUUUGAAAAGUUGGCAAAGUUACCUCGACUUUUGGGUUACUUUGCCGAUUGGCAUUUUUGCACGUUUUUAAGCGUAUAGGCCAAAUUAACAGUCUCGAAUGGUAACUUCGGCCUCCUUUAAUUUGUUUCAAAAAAAUAUCGAUAUUAAAAAAACAAAAAUUGCUCUGUGAUUUUAGACUUAAAAACUUUACAUUACAGCAGCCUUUCUUUGUCAAUAACUUGUGCAACAAAAUGCUUGUAUUGGUUUUUCCCUAAAAGUGCUACAAGUAGAAAAUCGGAAUUUUUAAUUCCAGUAUUGACUUCAUCUAAUUCUAAACUGUCCUUAGAUUCACUUUCCAUGGUCCAGUCAUAUUCUUCAGUUUCUUUAUCACGUUUCUUCUCUUUUGGAAUACUUGUCGUGAAAUCCUCGCAACUGAUUUUCCAGGUUCAUUUCUUAUCAUUUUCUUUCUCUUUGAGGUGCUUUCUUUUGAAGGAACUCUAUUUUUCUUAAGGAAAUCAAGGUCUUACUAAUAUCAGUCUUGGUUCUAUCAAAUCUUUUAUUAGGCAUUCUAUUAAGAACCUCCUCACUGUUACAUGAGUGUAUUCUCGUUUUUCUGAAUCCAUUUUGAAUGAUUUAUUCGUCUUCUACUUUUAUUUCUUCAAUGAGCUUUUUCAUUAAAUGUGGAAAAGUGCUUUUGUCUCGUGAAUCUUUGGUUUAGUAGGUUGUUAUAUACGACGCCAAACUACCUUCAAGGGUUUAAAGAAGCUCACAUCGAAAGAUUGUGUCAAGUGUGUUGGAUUUUAGGAUAAAAAGAUAAAUCUAUUAUUGUUUCUAAAUCUAUUCUUGUUUCUUUGACACUUUCUGAUGAUUGAUAUGUUCAAAUGAUCCGAUAGAUUAUUUCCGAUUAGAACUUUCGGUCCAUCAAUUUUUUUGAUCAAUGGUAAAACCAUUUGUGUAAACCAAUCCUCAAAUGCGUACUGGUCAAACCAUCCAGAUUUGGUCCCCCGAUACACCAGAAAACAAAUAAUCUCUCCGCCUUAUACAUAACAUAUUGGGCAAACAAGUCAGAUUAGUUUCGUCGUAGUUAACGAUGGAACCAGGUGGAAUUCCUGCCACGUAUCUUUCUAAAUUAUCAAAGUAAUUGUUCAUUUCCUCAUUUGUUUUCUCAGUCCUUGCUGUCUGUUGGAUAAUUCAUGCUUGUGUCUAUGAAUAAAAUUCUUGCACCAUUCUAUACCGGGAUUGUCUUUGAACUUCUUUAGGAGGACACCUUCUUUGUCUAAAUGACUAUUCAACACUACUCGCAAUUCUGUCUUGGUUAGGGAGAAGCCAUAUGCGGAGCUGGCUAUUCUAAAGUCGAAAAUGGACCGUUUAAUCUCCGGGAUCAUUAGCUGAGAUGCUCCAACAGGACCUU
Molecule: messenger RNA, 8253 nt
Organism: Diorhabda sublineata
Lineage: Eukaryota; Metazoa; Arthropoda; Insecta; Coleoptera; Chrysomelidae
Product: neo-calmodulin-like
Exons: 6
Coding region: 2480-3319 (279 amino acids)
Molecular function (GO): enzyme regulator activity; calcium ion binding
Source: RefSeq, a predicted model, not a curated record